UGGGAAAACUACACAGUAUCAAAGCCAUGAGUAGCGGAAGAGAUGAGAACCUCCUGAGGAUGACAAAGGAUGACCUGCAGCGCUGGAUCCAGGAAGAGGUGGACCGAAACCCUCAUCUGAUGCAGAGACGUGAACAGCUUACACAGGUGGAGGAGUGGGUGAAGCUGAGGGAGAGAGACUCAACCUACACCCGCCUUCUGUACAGCAAUGCCUCCGAAUCAGUCCUUGAGUGUGAGUCGGUGAUGAAGGGUCUUUAUGGAAUGCUGGGAUUGGAGUACCAAGACGAGGACUCGGAAGAGGAAGGAGGAGGAGGACCACGACCACAGGACGUCAUUCAUAUCACAGAUGAUGAUGAGGAUAGACAGAGAAUUAGUGUCUGUAAUGGAGAUGAUGAUGAUGAUGAUCUUGUUGUCAUUGAUCUGGGAGCCACCAAAGAAACCUUGGAACCAAUGCUUGAAAAGGUGACUAUGGCCAUUCAGAAGUCAUCCAGACUCGUUCAGGACUUAGUCCAGAUGGUGAACAAAACCUCUUCAAGCACUGCACCACCAUCAUCAUCAUCUGACAUCACCAACAGACCCUCAUCGACCUCGACCCCCGAGAACAGCCGUUCUGAAUCUGUCACACCAAAACAAAUAACGGACAACUCGAUUGCAAUAGUUAAGACCGAAUCUCUUUUGAAAGUACCGGAAAUGUCCUCACUUCUCAGCAAUUCAGAAAAAUUCGAAUCUAUUGCCGGGCAUAAUUCAGAUUCUAGACCAAUUAAGACUGAACCUGAACUGACAGCAAUAACAGCUUAUGAAAUGAACAUUUCAAAACAACACGAAACCGCUCCUAGUCAAAACAAUACAUCCAUAAAAUUAAUCAAGACAGAACCCCAAUUAACAGCAGUGACUCCUUCAGAAAUGUCUUUGAUUCCAAGCAAACAACCAGAAACUAUUAUCAGUGCUAAUUCUGGAUCCAUUGCAAAAAUAAAAUCUGAGCCUCAGUCGACAGUAGUAAAGUCAGAAAUGUCUUCGCCUCCUAGCGAUUCAAAACUAUUCAAAAUGCAUUCCAGUCAUAAUUCAAAAUCCAUUGCAGAAAUGAAGACUGAACCUCAGCUGACAGCAUUAACUCCUGAAAUAAAUUUGCUUGAAAGCGAUUCGGAACAGUCCGAGGGUUUCAAUUCAGAUCGCAGUGCAACAAUUAAAACUGAACUUAAAUUAUCAGCUAUGACUUCUCCUGAAAUCCCUUCACUUUCAGGUGAUUCAAAACAAUUGAAAGCUAGUGCCGGUCAUAAUUCAGCUUCCAUAGCAUCAAAUGAGUCUGGUCCUCAAGUGACACCAGUGACCCCUUCAGAAGUGUCUUCGCCUUUAAGCACUACAGAACAAAUGGACACCUUUGCCAGUGAUGAUACAGCAUUAAUUGAAACAAACCAGACUGAGCCUGAGUCGACCUCAGCGACUUCUCCUGAAGUGUCACCGUUGCCGAUGAAUUCAGAAGAACCUGAAACUACUCCCAGUGAUGAUACAGCUUUCAUUGAAACAAACCAGACUGAGCCUGAGUCGACCACAGAGACUUCUCCUGAAGUUUCACCGUUGCCGAGGAAUUCAGAAGAACCUGAGAAUAUUGCCACUUGUGAUUCGGAAUCCACGGACAAGACGGAAAAGCCAACAACAAGGAGCAAAUCAGCUAAACCUUCUGUGCCCACGACAAGUGCAUCAACCAAUCUGAGAUCAAAAAACUCUACAUCCGUCACCAGCACUUCCAGCCAGCAAAAAGAAACAAGUGCACCACCAUCACCUGCAGAUAGUUUUGAGGAACCGUCUGACUCAGAGGACCCAGAUUACCUGCCGCCUAAUAGUCCUAUACCCAGUGAUGAUGAUUAUUAUCCCCCUGAAUCCCCCCCCUCCAAGGCAUCGACCAAUAAACCUGAUAAUACCUCCCGCAAUGAUGCUUCUGCGGAACCUUCCAAAGCUGCAAAAAUUUCCAAGCCUUCAUUAAAGGAUUCCUCUGGGUCUUCUAAAGCACAUAAAACUCCAGAGAUAAAACUCAACGUUAGCGCGGGAGUUUUGGGGAAAAGGAAACCCGAUUUGUGGUGUCGAGGAACAGUACAAGAAGUCCAAACGAUGGAGAAGGGCAACAAAUAUAAGGUGGAGUUUAAGCAUGGUAAACAGAUUCUGCUGUCUGCUCAUCAUGUGGCCCCUGUAAUGCGUCCUGUGCUCAAUGAUUUGUUUGUUGGCUGUCGUGUUGUGGCAAGCUACAAAAAUGAUGCAGGAAAGACCUUGUUUAAUGGUGGCGUGCUGGUUGAGCUUCCUGAGCGCAAGAAUCGCAUGAGGUUCUUAGUGUUUUAUGAUGAUGGCCAGACAGCGUAUCUGGCACUGCCAGACUUUCAUGUUGUCUGCAAACAAUUUAGAAAGGUGUGGAGGGAUAUCGAGGAUGAGACAUGUCGGGCGCAGGUGAAGGAAUAUAUGCGUGUCUUUCCCAACCCCAUUGCUGUGGUGCUUCGCAUAGGGCAAGACACCAAGGCGGUGCGAAAUGGCAAGUUUGAGGCCUGCACGGUGCUUCAGUUGGAUGGCAGCCUGAUCCAGAUCUGCUAUAAGAAAGACAAGCAAAAAGAGUGGAUUUAUAAAGGCUCAGACAAGUUGGAACACAUUAUAAAUAUCAAGAAACGUCUUUCUAAAGACAAACCAGAACAAACCAUUCCAAAGAGAACACAACCAUCGCCUCAACAGAAAACUCAACAACCUGAUAAAACCGCAGGAAAUGCCGUGCCUCAGCACAACAAAACUUCCUCCUCGACAAAAGUGGACUCACCGACAGUUACAUCAACGACUGUUACCUCAGCAACUGACACUCCCGCACGCGUGACCCGACAAUCUGAUACCACAGUCGCCAAAACACCAUCUAUCUCCCCUCAAAAUAUCAUGUCGGCAGCUUUCCAGCCGAAGGUCAUCCUCCAGAAGUUGUCUAGGCUCUCGCCCAUCUUACGUAUGCGAACAGCAAACACCAACCACCGCACACUAUAUUCCAGAAGUGCAAAACGACCCGCCCCGGAUGAGGAAGAAGAGUAUGUUUCUGAGGAAGAGGGGCACGUCUCAGAGCAAGACCAGCACAAGUCCAUAUACUUGUAUCACCGCUGUUGUCCAGCAUGUCUGGAUGGGGUAAGACCAUCUCAGGUCGACAUGCAUCAUGGUGAAAAUCCGCUUCUCAUCCCAUUGCUUUUUAAGUUUCGGCGAAUGACUGCUCGGAGGCGCAUCGAUGGAAAGGUGUUUUUCCACAUUUUCUAUCGUUCUCCGUGUGGGCGGAGCCUGUGUGACAUGCAGGAAGUGCAAGAAUACUUGAUUGAAACGCGUUGUGACUUCCUCUUCCUGGAAAUGUUCUGUAUGGACCCGUUUGUGCUUGUGAAUCGCGCCCGACCCCCUUCCACAUCCACCAGCCAGCCUCACCUCUACCUGCCGGACAUCUCUGUGGGUAGGGAGGUGUUGCCUGUGCCCUGUAUUAAUGAAGUGGACAAUACUCUUGCUCCUAAUGUCACUUACACAAAAGACAGAAUUCCAGCUCCAGGUGUUUCCGUCAAUACAAGCUUGGACUUCUUGAUCGGCUGUGACUGCACAGAUGGCUGUCGGGACAGGUCAAAGUGCGCGUGCCACCAGCUGACCAUUGGGGCCACGUCCUUAUGCAGUGGCGGUCCAGUAGAUGUUAGUGCUGGAUACACACAUAAGAGGUUGCCAACAAGCUUGCCAACAGGGGUGUACGAGUGUAACCCUCUGUGCCGCUGUGACCCGAGAAUGUGCAGCAACAGGCUGGUUCAGCACGGUCUGCAGCUGCGGCUGGAGCUCUUCAUGACACAGCACAAGGGAUGGGGCAUCCGCUGCAGAGAUGAUGUGGCCAAGGGCACAUUCGUCUGCGUUUUCACUGGUAAAAUAGUGAACGAAGACAAAGUGAAUGAAGAUGAAACAGUGUCCGGCAAUGACUAUUUGGCCAACCUUGACUUCAUUGAGGGGGUGGAGAAAGUGAAAGAGGGUUAUGAGAGCGAGGCGUACUGCUCGGACACAGAGGUUGAAAGCAACAAGAAGACCAUAACCAUGAAAACAGGGCCGUUGCGGAAAAAUACUCUCUACCAAGAAGACACUAGCAGUGGUGAAGAAAGAGAAGAACCUAUGGAGCUGGUCACAGAACAAGAGGAAAUGGAAGUCUGUGAUGAGUCCUUAAGCGCGAGAAUACUAUCCCAUAAGCCACAUGAAGCAUCUAAAGAUGCUCAGAAGAAAGUGACCAAACAAAUAAGAGAGGACGGUCAAGGGACCUCAGGUCCAAAGCGUUGCUUUGCCAUAAAGUCCUGCAAGAGAAGAGUAAAACCAUUAGAAACCACUGACACACAAAAUGAGAAAACAAAGACAGUUCUGUCUGCCAACAACACCCGCAGACUGUUCAAUGGCGAGGAGACCUGUUACAUUAUUGACGCGAGACAAGAGGGCAACCUCGGCCGCUACAUCAAUCAUAGCUGCAGUCCAAAUUUGUUUGUCCAGAACGUCUUUGUGGACACUCAUGACCUCCGGUUCCCAUGGGUGGCGUUCUUUGCCAGCAAGCGCAUCAGGGCAGGUACGGAGUUGACGUGGGAUUAUAACUAUGAGGUGGGCAGUGUGGAGGGGAAGGUUCUGCUCUGCUGCUGUGGCUCAUUGCGGUGCACUGGAAGACUGCUCUGAUCUGCCCCUUUCAACAUAAAACACUAAAGCUUUCAAUGUGUUGUUGACUUUCAUCAACAUGUCAGAAAUGUAGUUGACUGUUUUGGAAGAGCAUUUCAUAAAUGUGAGCCAUUGAAUAUGAAAAGUAUAAUACAAUAUAUUAAAGUGUGUUUUUUUUAUUGUUUUUAACCUCUACAAAAAAUGUGAAUAGUCAUGUAUCUGUGUGUAAAUAAAAUUUGCAAGUAUCAAAAACGA
Messenger RNA from Rhinichthys klamathensis goyatoka, 4916 nucleotides. RefSeq names its product SET domain bifurcated histone lysine methyltransferase 1a (gene setdb1a). Gene Ontology annotation, biological process: negative regulation of gene expression; heterochromatin organization. NCBI's taxonomy places the organism in Eukaryota, Metazoa, Chordata, Actinopteri, Cypriniformes, Leuciscidae. The record is from RefSeq and is a predicted model, not a curated record. The coding region runs from base 27 to 4682 and encodes 1551 amino acids. The transcript is spliced from 21 exons. Gene Ontology annotation, cellular component: nucleus. Gene Ontology annotation, molecular function: DNA binding; protein binding; zinc ion binding.